Dromaius novaehollandiae (emu) is the source of this 1513-nucleotide messenger RNA. RefSeq names its product tubulin alpha-3 chain. The transcript is spliced from 5 exons. The record is from RefSeq and is a predicted model, not a curated record. Gene Ontology annotation, cellular component: cytoplasm; microtubule. Bases 120 to 1472 code for a protein of 450 amino acids. NCBI's taxonomy places the organism in Eukaryota, Metazoa, Chordata, Aves, Casuariiformes, Dromaiidae. Gene Ontology annotation, molecular function: GTP binding; structural constituent of cytoskeleton. Gene Ontology annotation, biological process: mitotic cell cycle; microtubule cytoskeleton organization.
AAGGCAGGGCGCGCGGGCGUGAGGCGCGAGGCGGGUAGCCGUUGACAGUUGGUGCUGUUCGGCGGAGAGAAGCGGACGUCGUCUGGCGCAGCCGAAGCUCCUCACCUUAUCAAGGCAUCAUGCGUGAAUGCAUAUCUAUCCACGUUGGUCAGGCUGGGGUUCAGAUUGGCAAUGCAUGUUGGGAAUUGUAUUGUCUUGAACAUGGGAUCCAGCCUGAUGGUCAGAUGCCCAGUGAUAAAACUAUUGGAGGUGGAGAUGAUUCAUUUAACACUUUCUUCAGUGAGACAGGAGCUGGUAAACAUGUUCCCAGAGCAGUAUUUGUGGACCUUGAGCCAACUGUAGUUGAUGAAGUACGUACAGGCACAUAUAGGCAGUUAUUCCAUCCUGAACAGCUCAUUACUGGGAAGGAAGAUGCAGCUAAUAAUUAUGCCAGAGGCCAUUAUACCAUUGGAAAAGAGAUUGUUGAUCUAGUGCUAGAUCGCAUUCGCAAACUGGCUGAUCUGUGUACAGGGCUGCAAGGUUUCCUUAUCUUUCACAGUUUUGGAGGAGGCACGGGUUCAGGGUUUGCAUCUCUCCUCAUGGAAAGGCUCUCUGUUGACUACGGCAAAAAAUCUAAACUAGAGUUUGCGAUUUAUCCAGCACCACAGGUUUCCACUGCUGUGGUGGAACCCUACAACUCAAUUCUAACUACCCACACAACAUUGGAGCAUUCAGACUGUGCUUUCAUGGUAGAUAAUGAAGCCAUUUACGAUAUAUGUCGUCGCAACCUUGACAUCGAGCGUCCUACUUACACCAAUUUAAACCGACUUAUUGGGCAAAUUGUCUCAUCCAUCACAGCCUCACUGCGUUUCGAUGGAGCCCUCAAUGUAGAUCUGACAGAGUUUCAGACCAACCUUGUUCCAUAUCCACGAAUCCAUUUUCCCCUGGCAACAUAUGCCCCUGUCAUCUCUGCUGAAAAAGCGUAUCAUGAGCAGUUAUCAGUGGCUGAGAUUACCAAUGCUUGUUUUGAACCAGCCAACCAGAUGGUAAAAUGUGACCCUCGUCACGGCAAGUAUAUGGCCUGCUGUAUGCUAUAUAGAGGUGAUGUUGUUCCCAAGGAUGUUAAUGCAGCUAUCGCUACUAUCAAGACUAAACGAACCAUUCAGUUUGUGGAUUGGUGCCCCACUGGAUUCAAGGUGGGAAUUAACUACCAGCCUCCAACUGUGGUGCCAGGUGGUGACCUUGCAAAGGUGCAGCGAGCUGUGUGUAUGCUGAGUAAUACAACUGCUAUUGCUGAAGCAUGGGCUCGUCUUGACCAUAAAUUUGAUCUCAUGUAUGCUAAGCGUGCCUUUGUACAUUGGUAUGUUGGAGAAGGAAUGGAGGAGGGAGAAUUUUCUGAGGCCCGGGAAGAUCUGGCUGCCCUUGAAAAAGAUUAUGAAGAAGUUGGGGUAGAUUCGGUGGAAGCAGAGGCGGAAGAAGGGGAAGAAUAUUAAGAAAACUGAAGUCUGAAAACGUAUUUCAAAAAAAAAAAAUU